AUGGCACCCAAGCCUUCUACAGAACAACUGAAACAAAAAAGCUUAACCUCAUUUUUCGCCAAGGGUCCCGCCGCAAGCACCACUCCGGCUGGCUCAACCUCGAAGUCCUCCUCAAAACCCGUUGCAAAACCCAAAACAGAAGCAGUGAAAGCGAAAGAGCCAGUGCAGGAGCGGAAGUCGAGCUCGUCUAAUAACGCGCUUAAAUCUCUACCUCCCUCAUCUCCUCAUGAACCGAAGACGCCAGAAACACGGCACACGGGAUUCUCCACCUCUGGGCGUAGCUCAGUCCCGUCGACGCGAAACGGUACUUCGCCACCGCCCAGCAGUGACCCCAUAGAUGUAGAUAUGUUGGACAAUACUGAUGAUGCUAAAAGCAUGCCAUCGUCCACGAAGUCUACCACCCAAAGCCGUUCGAAACGAAAAGUCAUUCUAGACGAUUCGGACGAAGAAGCUGAGGACGCCCCGCUGGCGAGUAAUGGAAGGAGGAAAGCAUCCAUACGGAGCUCAUCUCCUACUGAAGCUAUAAGAAGUCAGACAAAACGACCUCGUUUGUCCACUGUUGUUAUUGAGGAUGACGAGGAAGAGGACGAGGAAGACCUGAAGGCAUCGCUUUCGCAGCGCCUUUCGCGUUUCAAAAAAUCUCCUGUGAAGAAAGGCAAUUCCAAAUCAAGGGCGUCUUCAGAUGACGAAGACUUCAUUGUGCCGGACGAUUCGGAUGAAGAUUCACACUCUAUCAAAUCACACAAGUCGAGCUCGUCGCGUCGUUCUUCCACUUCGUCCCGCACUUCAGCUGCGUCUUCUGAAGACGAAGAUCACUUUGACGAUGAUGACCUUGAAGAAGACGAAGCUCCCAAGAAAUCCAAGGCGAAAACAAAAACUAAAUCUUCAGGAAAGUCAACCUCGAGUAAGAGUUCUGCGGCUAAGCCGUCUGGAGACGGGGUAGGAAACGGAACGUUUUCACUUCUCACUGCAGCCGAACAACGCGAACAAGAAAAGAAGGAUGACAAGAAGGCAGCUGAGUCUCCUUAUGACUUCCUAAUGGAUGUUAGAGACAAAGACGGGAAAAGGCCGGGUGAGGAGGGAUAUGACCCCAGAACCUUACUGGUGCCUAAGAAGGCAUGGGCAACGUUUACGCCGUUUGAAAAGCAGAUAAUUGAUACAUCGACUUUCAAAGAUCAAACAAAACCACUACGAUACUAUUCUCUUUUUUCAGAAAGGUUAUAUGAAGAUGAUGCCCGCAUCGGCCAUCAGGUGUUUGACUUGAAGUUGACAAACAGAGUGAAGAUGUGCAUGGUUGGUGUUCCCGAGAUGUCGUUCAAUAUGUGGGCAUCAAAAUUCCUUGCCAAAGGAUACAAAGUUGGACGUGUUGAGCAGGCAGAAACAGCUCUCGGAGCAGAGAUGCGUAUGGCAGCUGAAAAAAGUUCAGGAAAAACUAAAGCCAAAGGAUCCUCAGGCCAAGAUAAAAUCGUCCGAAGAGAAUUGAAUAAAGUCUAUACCUCUGGAACUCUGGUUGACCAAGAAUUUUUGACAGACGAUCAAGCAGGGCAUUGUAUAUGUGUUUGUGAAGCUACUACUCAGGGUGACGAAGCCAACGACGAUGUAGAACCUGAAUCAGAACGCAAAUUUGGUGUAUGCGUAUUGGAUUGCUCUACAUCAGAGUUCAAUCUGAGCUAUUUUGAGGAUGAUGUUUGCCGCACUCGAAUGGAGACGCUAAUGAGGCAAAUUUGCCCUAAGGAGAUAUUGUACAAGAAGGGGACUUUAUCUAAGCACACGCUUAGUCUCCUAAAAUCUGUUCUUCCUGCGGGAUGCUUAUGGACCUCUCUGCGACCUGUUGAAGGAUUCAAAUAUGAGGAAACUCUUGAAGAAUUGAAGAAAAUAUACCCUACCGAAACAGGUGAAGACGUCGAGAUGGAUCAGGAUGAUCCUUCAUACUCGAUACUUCCAGAUAGCGUUCCAGCCCCUAUUCGAGAAAUGGCUCGCGAGACACUGGCAAUUGAAGCAUUGGGUUCGAUGAUCUGGUACCUACGCCAGCUGAACAUUGACAAGGAUAUUCUGAGCAUGAAAAAUUUCAACAUAUAUGAUCCAAUGAAGAAGGGCAUGGGGCUGACCUUGGACGGACAGACUUUGGCACAUCUUGAGAUUCUUCAAAACAAUGAAGGUUCAGACGAGGGAUCCUUACUGAAACUCCUCAGUCGUUGUAUCACCCCUUUUGGAAAACGUUUGUUCAGGAUAUGGCUUUGUAUGCCCCUGCGAGAUAUCGGGGACAUCAAUGCACGAUUGGAUGCAGUUCAAGAUAUCUUAGAUCAUCCAACAUUCGAGGCAACAUUCACAGAUGUAGCAAAAGGGAUACCGGACCUGGAGAGGAUUGUCUCGCGUAUACACGCUAAAAGUUGCAGAGUUAAAGACUUCCUCAAGGUUCUUAAGGCUUUUGAGAGAUUGAACAAGGGCAUUACCAACCUUGCAGAUGAAGCUGCAUCUUUCAAGAGCACGACUAUUCUUGGCCUCCUCAGAGGGGCACCGGAUCUCACACCGCACUUGCGUAACGUUCGAAGCUUGUUUCAACCAGCCAAAGAUGACGACGAUAAAAUCGACGAGUUGGUACCAAGAGAUGGCAAGGAUGAAAGAUACGAUGAGGUUGUUGCAGAGAUCAACGAACUUGAGAAGAGCCUCAACGCUGACUUGACCAAAUUUGAAAAGUCAUUGGGUAUCAAGCUUGCAUAUUGGCAUAGCGCCGUCGGAAACAAGGAUAUCUAUCUCAUAGAAGUUUCAACCAGCGUUGACAAGAAGAAGCUGCCGAAUGACUGGACGAAAUCGUCUGGCACAAAGGCCAAGAACCGCUACGUUGUAGGAUCACUCCAAAAACGUGUUCGACAGUUGAAGGAGGCACAGGAAAACCGUACAGCUGCAAUCAAAGCGUUCAAGUUCCGCCUGUUCACUGAGUUCGACGUCGAGCGUGCUUUGUGGUUACGUGCGAUCCGUGUAUUUGCUGAACUAGAUUGUUUGUUCAGUUUGGCAAAGUCAUCGGCGGCACUUGGAGAACCAGCUUGCAGACCUGCUUUUGUAGAUGGAGAUGAAGCUGUCCUUGAUUUCGAAGAGCUCAGGCAUCCUACACUUUGCAUGAGUACGACUUUGAAGAACUUUAUCCCGAACGACGUUAAAAUGGGAGGUGAUGUCGGAAAAAUUGUGUUGUUAACAGGCCCGAACAUGGCCAUCCUUAAGGUUAUGAGAAUGACUGCGACCGGGGUCAUCAUGGCGCAACUUGGGAUGUUAGUACCCGCCACUCAAGCCAGACUGAGUGCUGUCGACAUGAUCAUCACUCGCAUGGGCGCAUAUGACAACAUGUUCUCAAACGCCAGUACUUUCAAGGUGGAACUUGAUGAAUGCUGUAAAAUCCUGCGUAACGCUACCCCGAAGUCACUUGUCAUCUUGGAUGAACUUGGUAGAGGAACCUCUACUUUUGAUGGAAUGGCAAUCGCUAGUGCGGUGUUACAUGAACUCGCCACACAUACCCUGCCUUUGUCAUUUUUUGCGACCCAUUACGGCUCACUAACCGAUGACCAUGCCUACCAUCCAAAUAUUCGAAGGAUGUAUAUGUCAACCCUUGUGGACGAUGAAAAACAUGAACUCGUGUUCUUGUAUAAACUUAUUGAUGGCGUCGCCGAAUCGUCGUUCGGUACUCAUGUCGCCAACUUGGCCGGCGUGCCACGUCCUGUGGUCGAUCGAGCAGAUGUGAUAUCCAAGGAUUUUGCGAAACAGUUCAAAGAGAAGUUGCAAAUCAAGCAAGAGCAGCAUGCAUCCGCCAAGAUACCCCUGGUUGCACAGGCCGACUUUGCUUAUUUGUAUAAGCUCGGUACUGGCGAAACACAACUUCCUGAAGAUCGCAUACGAAGGAAGGAGGUUCUUGUCCGCAUGAAAGAUAUCGUUCGCCGGUAUUUGGCGAAAUCCUAA
Messenger RNA from Psilocybe cubensis, 3948 nucleotides. RefSeq lists its product as uncharacterized. NCBI's taxonomy places the organism in Eukaryota, Fungi, Basidiomycota, Agaricomycetes, Agaricales, Agrocybaceae. The transcript has 28 exons. Gene Ontology annotation, cellular component: nucleus; MutSalpha complex. The record is from RefSeq and is a predicted model, not a curated record. Gene Ontology annotation, biological process: mismatch repair. The coding region runs from base 1 to 3948 and encodes 1315 amino acids. Gene Ontology annotation, molecular function: ATP binding; ATP-dependent DNA damage sensor activity; mismatched DNA binding.